Pyrus x bretschneideri (Chinese white pear) is the source of this 2047-nucleotide messenger RNA. RefSeq names its product transcription factor E2FB. NCBI's taxonomy places the organism in Eukaryota, Viridiplantae, Streptophyta, Magnoliopsida, Rosales, Rosaceae. Gene Ontology annotation, cellular component: RNA polymerase II transcription regulator complex. The transcript has 14 exons. Gene Ontology annotation, biological process: regulation of transcription by RNA polymerase II. Gene Ontology annotation, molecular function: RNA polymerase II cis-regulatory region sequence-specific DNA binding; DNA-binding transcription factor activity, RNA polymerase II-specific; protein dimerization activity. Bases 186 to 1586 code for a protein of 466 amino acids. The record is from RefSeq and is a predicted model, not a curated record.
GUUCCAGAUCUCGCCAUCUCACCCACCACUCGCCCCAUCACCUCACAACUUUCCCUCAAUUUCAAUUUCCUAUUCCAUUUCCUUCAAUUUCCUCCAGUUUUUCCCGAUCCCUCCUUUUCUCUCUCUCCCCGUCCCCAAAAAAUUAAAACAAAACCUCAAAACCCACAAUCGGGUCGGGUCGCUGGAUGUCGGGCUCGCGGGCUCCAAACCCGCCGGCGCAACCGCCACAGCCGGUCAUGCAGCAACCCCUGAAGCGGCAACUCCCCUUCUCCUCCAUGAAGCCGCCGUUUUCAGCUGCUGCAGACUACCACGGCUUCCUUCCCGACCCCCGCCAAACCACCGAUCAAGAAACCUACGGCAUAACCGUUAAGACCCCUCAGCUGAAAAGGAAGAGUGAUGCAGUAGAUUGCGAAGCCGAGUCUAGUGAUAGGACAACUGCUCCUGGAUACACUGACGUAGGUAACAGCCCCCUCCAGACUCCUAUGUCAACCAAGGUUGGAAAGGCGAACAAAACAUCAAGGCUUACAAAGUGCAGCAAAUCUGGACCGUGGACUCCGGCUUCCAAUGUGGGUUCUCCUUCUGGCGCUAAUGUUACUCCGGCUGGUCCAUGUCGUUUUGACAGCUCCCUAGGUCUCUUAACAAAGAAGUUUAUCAAUCUGAUCAAACAUGCGGAAGAUGGUAUUCUAGAUCUCAAUAAAGCUGCUGAUACUUUAGAGGUCCAAAAGAGGCGGAUAUAUGAUAUAACAAAUGUUCUCGAAGGAAUUGGUCUCAUAGAAAAGAAGCUCAAAAAUAGAAUUCAGUGGAAGGGACUUGAUGUCUCGAGGACAGGAGACGUGGACGAAAAUUAUCCUAGUUUACAGGCACAACUUGAAAACCUAUCUAUUGAGGAGCGCAGAUUAGAUCAGCAAAUAAGAGAAAUGCAGGAAAGGUUGAGGGACCUGAGUGUCGAUGAAAGCAAUAAGAAAUGGCUUUUUGUCACCGAAGAAGACAUUAAGGGCUUACCUUGCUUGCAGAAUGAAACCUUAAUAGCAAUAAAAGCUCCACAUGGCACCACUCUUGAAGUCCCAGAUCCUGACGAGGCUGUUGACUAUCCCCAAAGGAGAUACAGGAUGGUUUUGAGAAGCACAAUGGGUCCUAUAGAUGUUUACCUUGUCAGUCAAUUUGAGGAGAAGUUUGAGGAGAUUAAUGGUGUCGAAGUACCUGCAAAUAUCCCUGCAACUUCAGGCGCUAAUGAAAACCCAGCUACAACAAUGGUUUCAGAGGAUAGAGGGAAGGAUGUUGAACUGCAGGUACCAGAUGAUCAUACAAUGUCCGCUGAUCCUACAGCUGCCCAGGACUUUACUGGUGGGAUUAUGAAGAUUGUUCCCUCAGAUGUUGAUAGUGAUACGGAUUACUGGCUUUUAUCAGAUGCUGAUAUUAGUAUCACAGACUUGUGGAGAACAGAACCUGGGGUUUUGUGGAAUGAUUUGGGUGCACUUGAUCAUGAUUAUCCGUUGGGUAAUGUCAGCACACCACCUCGGCCCCAAACUCCGCCAUCCAGCUUAAUUGAAGUACCUUCUACUACCAGCAACCCUACGAAGACUUGAACGUAUAAGUGAUUCGUUAAAUGAAUCUAAUUGUAGAUGCAGGCAUGUUUUGGGAACACCUAUGAUGUCCAACCAUCUCCCGUAUUUGUUUGACCGCGGAGGUUGGGUUGAAGGUUCGGGAAGCUGCCCAAGUGUUCCAGGAAGACCCAUCGAAGGCACAAGGAACAACGUAAUGGUGGGUGGAGGUACCUGUUUCAUUGUACAAUAAUGUAAUAUAGAAUAAGAGGUUACAAUGGUUAGUACAUCCUUGUAUAUAUUAGAGUCUAAUCAGCAGGCUUUUGUUGGAGUAACCGGAGUGAAGAAGGCUGGAUAUCGGCGGAUAGAGAAUGUUUGUAUGGUCGUACGACCCCAUAAUCGCCUUGUUAUGUUUUCAAUUAUUCUUAUGCUGAGUUAGAAUUGCUGCAUUUUCGGAUUCCGAAUUACCUUAUGUUGAGUAAUUCAAUUAUUCUUAUGCUGAGUUA